ACCUCCCCGACGAAGUCUCGGGAGGGAGAGCAGGGAAAGGAAACGCCGGGAUGCAGAUCAGGAUCCGCUGCGGCUGCGGCGAAGGGACCUGCGCCGAGUGGGCCGUCGUCGAGCUCCAGGGCGUCGUCGAGCCCCAGCCGUCGAUCGGUGAUCAGAUCCAGGGUCUUGAGAUCGGACGCCUCUGCUGCACCUCAUCCUCUUCUUCCUCUCCGGGAAGCUACACCUUCACCGUCGGCUACCAUGAAUUGACCGGGUCGAAAGUGGCACUGAAGAAGCCACUGUUGGUGCUGAAGAAAAGGAAUGCAGCGGGUAGAGAGGAGCCGGAAGUGGGAGGCUCGUCGGUGGUGGAAUUGGAAGCCAUUGGAAUUAUUCGCCACAAGAUACUCUUCAAGAGCAGGCCCAAAGCCUUGAUUUCAAGGGCACAAACAAAAGAAAAGAAAAUCUCAUAAAGACUGAAUGCAUAUGGCUAAGGGGAAGAUUUCUUCUAUUGCCUGAACUCAAUGCUUUUGAACUAUGGAAGUUUUUUCUAAGAGGGUGAUGGAUGUGUGGACAAAUUCAAUAUAACCAUGUUUUCAUCAAUAGAUGUCAAAGUUUAUCUGUA
Phoenix dactylifera (date palm) is the source of this 601-nucleotide messenger RNA. Its product is annotated as chromosome transmission fidelity-like protein. Gene Ontology annotation, biological process: mitotic sister chromatid cohesion. NCBI's taxonomy places the organism in Eukaryota, Viridiplantae, Streptophyta, Magnoliopsida, Arecales, Arecaceae. Gene Ontology annotation, cellular component: Ctf18 RFC-like complex. The record is from RefSeq and is a predicted model, not a curated record.